AGUUUCAUUUAAACUCAAGGUGAAACAAUUUGUCGACAAAUUGAAGUUUGGUAACAAAUGAAACCUUUACAUUAACAAUUGAACUGGUUUUAAAUGGCUUCUAAGCUAUGGAGCGUUAGAACAGCACUUCAAUUCCUUCACAGGACAUCGAAGUCCAAAGAAACCCAAGAACAACAACGAGACGAUGACAACUUAGUUGCUAAAUUAUUUUAUCAACCUAACUCAUACGAAGUACCAGAUCCAAGUGAUGAAUUUAUUGAUUGCGGCCCAUCUCCACCUACAGAGAAUCUGCCUUUGAUUUGGGAUACCUACGAAGUUCCAGAAAAUGGAAACGAAGUUAAAAUAUGCUAUCAUACCAUCGAGCAAAAUAUUUUGGAGCAUAUGAGUAACGCUUAUGGAAGAAUAAGUCUUUUAGAUGAAAUUAGUUCCAAAAGAGUAGAUUCCAAAAAUAUAGUGGGUGUGUUUUUUGGAGCAUCCCACAUAGAGUUAAAUAUAGCCUUUCUUUGGGCAGCGUUUGUAAAAAGAUAUGAUAUUCUGGAAAAUUUGUUAUAUCUUGGAGCUGAAAUUAAUUAUUUUGAGCCUGCUCAAGGUCUAAGUGCACUACACUUAGCAGCUUUCAGCAACUGCAUUAGCGGUAUGCAGUUUUUAAUAUCCAAAGGCUGCGAUAUAAAUGCUUUAUAUAAAUUUUAUACACCCUUACAUUGCGCUGCGUUUGGAGAUAGUAUCGAGGCAACUUUAUUUCUUAUUAGGCAUGGUGUAAAGAUUGAUCAGUUCACUAAUACAAUUUAUGAGGAGAACGAAAGUGCUUUGCACUGUGCUGUACGAGCUAAUUCCAUAAAUUGUGUAAAAAUUCUUAUUUGUCAUGGUGCAAGUGUUGAUUGUAGUGAAUUUUCACCAAUACAUCUAGCUGCCGACUUAGGAAAUUAUGAAUGUAUUAAAUAUUUAUUAGAUGGUAAAGGAGCUAACGUAAAUAGUAAAACCAAAGAACAAGAGCAGACUGCUUUGCAUUUAGCAGCAAUUAGAGGAAAUCCAGAAUGUAUCGAGGUUUUGCUGUCAAAGGGUGCUAACGCAGAUUGUAGAGAUUACACAGGCCAAACUCCAUUACAUUUAGCAGCAAGAGCAAAAGAUCACACAUCAGUAGAGUUACUAGUUAUCACUGGGAGAGCUAACCCCAAUAUUGAGGAUUACGAUCAAAGAACUCCCGUUCACGCUGCUAUAGGAAAAUCUGCUUGGUCUAGUAAAAUUAUUCAAACGCUGGUAGAAAAUGGAGCAUAUCCAAACGUUGAAGAUCAGUAUGGUUAUACUCCCCUUCAUAUAGCUGCCUUAAGGGGUUUGGCUGAUUGCGUCGAGACGUUAAUCAAUUAUGGAGCAGACGUUACUUUAAAAACAAAAUGUGGCCACACGCCUUUAAGUAUUAUCAAAAAAAAAGUGCCGAUUGCUUUUGGGGUUUUUACAAAGAAACUUGAUGACGCUGUUACUUUAUAUAAUACCGAUUCAUUAAGCAACGAACCCGAACUUAGAUUAGAUUUUAGAGUAAUUUUGCAACCCAAUCAUGAAGGUGAAAUGAACUUUCUAUAUACUUUAGUUGAAGAAGGUUACAAAACAGUUUUACUUCACCCCAUUUGUGCAGCUUUGCUUUACGUAAAAUGGCAGAAGAUAAGAAAGUAUUAUCUAGCUAGAAUAUUGUUUUAUGCUGUAUUUAUGUUGGCUUUAUCGUUAUAUGUACUUACAGCUCUAUCUCAUUACUGUUAUAAUUAUGGUAACAAUUUUACAGACAUGAAACCAGAGGAUGUGAUAGAGCUCUGCGAGAAAAACUCUAUACUAGGAAGAGUGCUACGAGAUAGUCCAUUUGUAAUGGAAAUGCAAUGGUUUUUCUUGGUAGGUCUUACAUCUCUGGAAAUCAUUAGGAAACUAUAUGGGAUCUAUGGAUAUACUUCUGUGAGACAAUAUUUAUCUUAUCCGGAAAAUAUUCUGGAGUGGUGGGUAAUCUCUAGCGUAUUCGUUAUUUCUUGUGUUUAUACUCGCCGUACAUACCUUUGGCAAAAUCAUAUUGGAGCGUUCGCUAUACUUUUGGGAUGGACAAAUAUUAUGUUGAUGAUCGGUCAGCUGCCAGUGUUUGGCAUUUACAUAGCCAUGUAUACAAGGGUUCAAAGUGAAUUUGGUAAACUUCUGUUUGCAUAUUCUGGUUUACUUAUUGGAUUUACAUUGAGUUUUUGUGUUAUAUUUCCAGACUCUAAUUUUUUUGCCAAUCCAUUUAUUUCUUUAGUAACGAUCAUAGUGAUGUUAUCUGGAGAGUUAAAUUUAGAUAUUUUAGUUGACGAUAAUCCAGACAAUCCUCACUACUUAUUGGAAUUUAGCGCUCAGGUUACGUACAUCAUAUUUGUGAUAACUGUAACAAUUAUCCUGAUGAACCUGUUGGCAGGUAUAGCUGUAGAUGACAUUAAAGGUUUGCAAAAGACUGCUACUCUUUCCAAACUUGUUAGACAGACUAAAUUAAUAUCGCAUAUGGAAAAAGGUUUAUUUAAUGGCAGCCUUCCUAGGUAUAUUUUAGAACAUUUGCAUGUAUCGGCUUUGGUAUCACCGAAACCUUCCAGGGUAGUUCUAAAUAUUAAACCUUUAAAUCCCAAAGAGACUCGUUUACCGAAAGAUAUAAUUAGAGCAGCAUUUAAAGUUGCUAAACGACAAACAGAUUAUUUUUCGGGUACUCCAGAUACGCCCGUUGAUGACUACUAUUGGUUUAAUAAUGACAUUACAAAAGACCACUGCUGUCUUGAUAAUAAACCUUUGCUUGGACUGCAAGAGGUCAUGAAAAGAAAAACCGUUGAGAUAGAACAUCUUAAGGCGACUAUUCAAGAAAUGAAGCAAGCAUUAGAAGCAAAUCAGGAAACCAUGCAGCAAUGCAUGAGAAUUUUUAUAAAUAAUAGAAGAGGAAGUCGCUUUUGAAUCUUGUACGGAAUAAACGUUGAUCAACAUGAAAUUUUAGAAUAAAAUUUUUAUAAGAAGACAAGCUUUACGGCCUUUACGGCCAUUUUACGUAAACGGCCGUUUUGACUACAUAAAGUGUAUUCCUAAAUCGGUUUUGGAAGAUAUAAGUUAUAAACCAGAUGUGGCUAAAGUUUUAUCCCUUGUGACCAUUCAUUUAGAAAGAAAAGAAAACAAAUAAUUAUAUUUUUUAUUGUAUCAAGAACAAUUAGUUUUAAUAAAUUAAAAAAACUACAAUGUAAAGACAAAAUAAACAAAAAAUUUCAAUAAAUAAAGAAAUAAAUAUGUUUUUUGUUUAUUUUUUUUUAAUACAAUGCUUAUUAAAUCUUUAAUAUGUUGCUUGUGUAAGUCAAUUUCAAAUAGAUAAAAAAUAAGUAAGAAUAA
Messenger RNA from Diabrotica balteata, 3366 nucleotides. Lineage: Eukaryota; Metazoa; Arthropoda; Insecta; Coleoptera; Chrysomelidae. The record is from the annotation of a GenBank genome assembly.